AUGUGCACUGAAAAUUAUCUCGGUAUUCCUUUUAUGAUUGUUAGAAGUAAGAAAUCAGCGCUUAAUUUCAUUAAAGACAAAAUUUGGAGGAAAAUUAAUUCUUGGAGUAGCAGAAGCUUGUCGCAAGCAGGGAGAGAAACCAUGAUCAAAUCUGUUCUGCAAUCCAUUCCGACUUAUAUCAUGAGUCUUUUCCUUCUUCCCUCUUCCUUGAUUGAUGAGACUGAGAAGUUGAUGAACUCGUUCUGGUGGGGUCAUAAAAGAGAUAGAGCCAAAGGUAUUCAUUGGCUCUCCUGGGAUCGUUUGUCUAUGCCUAAAGGUGAAGGAGGUAUGGGAUUCAAGAAUCUAAAUGCUUUCAAUCUGGCCAUGUUAAGUAAGCAAGCUUGGAGGCUUACGACCAAUACAGAUUCUCUUGUAUCCCGUCUAUACAAAGCAAGGUAUUUUCCGAAUAGCAAUUAUCUAAGCUCUUAUAUUGUUCAUAAUCCUAGCUAUGUAUGGCGUAGCAUCUGGAGCUCAAAAUUUAUGAUUAAGGGAGGAUUGAAAUGGAGUAUAGGAUCAGGGGAGAAUAUUUUGGUUUGGGAUCAGUAUUGGUUGGUUGAUGGUACUUCACUGACUAAUCCUUGGCCUAAUAAUUUGGUGGUGAGUAAUCUUAAAGUCUCGGACUUGAUGACUCUUAAUGGUAAAGAAUGGAACCAUAAUUUGAUUUAUGCGCUUGUAGGAGAAGAAACAGCUCAAAAGAUUUAA
Molecule: messenger RNA, 741 nt
Organism: Vicia villosa (hairy vetch)
Lineage: Eukaryota; Viridiplantae; Streptophyta; Magnoliopsida; Fabales; Fabaceae
Exons: 1
Coding region: 1-741 (246 amino acids)
Source: RefSeq, a predicted model, not a curated record